This is a messenger RNA of Anisakis simplex (herring worm), 228 nucleotides long. The record is from the annotation of a GenBank genome assembly. NCBI's taxonomy places the organism in Eukaryota, Metazoa, Nematoda, Chromadorea, Rhabditida, Anisakidae.
GAUGUGACUUCGUGGUGGGUAGAGAAGUGUGCAGCGACUGUGCAAGAUUGCUUCAUUGAUGGGGUGGGGGAGAUUGGACAUCUGCCGCCGCAUCUGAUACGUCAAUUCGCAGUUGAUUACGUUUAUUUGGCGGACGUUUUCGAAGAUUUAGGAACAGCAAAGUUGGCGGAAUUCGACGAAAUGCGGCAGACGUUUGCAGAUCUUGGAUAUAUCAAGGAUCAGUCGUAA